Acanthoscelides obtectus is the source of this 1063-nucleotide messenger RNA. NCBI's taxonomy places the organism in Eukaryota, Metazoa, Arthropoda, Insecta, Coleoptera, Chrysomelidae. The record is from the annotation of a GenBank genome assembly.
AUGAUGUGAAUCAAUAUUUCAUGUUUUGAAGGAUUACUUCAUUGAAAAAGCAAUUCCUUUAUCAAAUGUAAUAUCAGUAGCUACAGAUGGAGCACCUGCCAUGGUUGGACGUUAUCGUGGAUUUAUAAGCUAUUUAAAACAAAAUGUGUCAGGGGUGUUAGCAAUACAUUGCGUCAUCCAUCGACAACAUUUAGUUGCUAAAAAUUUUAGUGUUAGAUUGCAUGAAUCACUUCAUUUAGUCAUUGAUGCAGUAAACCGAAUCCGGAGCAACGCGUUGAAUACGAGGUUAUUUGCGCAGUUGUGUGAAGAAAAUGACCAACACUUUCAUCAAUUACUCCUUCACACUGAAGUACGCUGGCUGUCGAAAGGCUUAUGUUUGACAAGAUUUUUUGCACUUUUUGAGACUAUUUUAGAAUUUUUGGAUACUAAAGAUAAAAUUUCAAAAGAAAAUUUAAUGAAGAGGAAAACAGACAUCGCCUAUUUAACAGAUUUGUUUACAAAAUUUAAUAUGGUUAAUUUGCAAUUACAAGGCGACAGUUUAAAUUUGAUUAAAACAAAGUCCAUCUUAUCAGCGUUUCUUGCCAGAGUUAAACUAAUGAAGCAAAAUACUGGACGGGGCGAAUUUUCUCAGUUCCCCAAUUUGUCACAGACAAGCUGCCAGGAAGACGACGUUUCAACUUACGUUCAACAUUUAAAUGCCCUCUAUUCAGAUUUUGAAUCUAGGUUUGAGGAUAUUGUUACUAUGGUAAUACCGCCGUGGAUAAUUAAUCCAUAUGGUGACAUAGAAGAAACGAAUUUUAAAAACGGAUAUCAGCAAUUCUGGCUGCAAAACAACAUACCCGUUACUUAUCCCGUAUUAUGGAAUAUAGCGAGGAAAUUUUUAAUUUCCUUUCCAUCGUCAUACCUAGCGGAAAGGGUGUUCAGCGCUGUUACCAAUCUCCUAACGAAAAAAAGAAACAGACUGGACAUCAUUAGCCGAGGAUAUUUAAGAUUAACCCUUACAAAAUUGACGCCAAAUGUUGAUAAUUUAUUAUUAAAGCAUCAGGUUCAUCCUUCUCACUAA